Messenger RNA from Besnoitia besnoiti, 10257 nucleotides. RefSeq names its product GCC2 and GCC3 domain-containing protein. The transcript has 32 exons. NCBI's taxonomy places the organism in Eukaryota, Apicomplexa, Conoidasida, Eucoccidiorida, Sarcocystidae. Gene Ontology annotation, molecular function: protein binding. The record is from RefSeq and is a predicted model, not a curated record. Bases 1 to 10257 code for a protein of 3418 amino acids.
AUGACAAGCCGCGAGCCGCCCGAGGCACCGGAGGCUCCACGCCCCCUGUGUGACGAUUUUGCGUCGUUCUGCAAAAAGCGUGCGACACUCUCGCCGUCGAAUUCGGGCGUUCAGUCAGCCUGUGCGCUUCGCACCGCCAAACGGCCUGCGGAUAGUGGGCUUUCGCCUAGCCAGCUUGCAUCCUUCGUGCUGGGGAGGCGAGCCGCGAGAGGCAAAGCGGCGCUUCGGCUCCCCAUGUCCACUUUUGCUGUUUUUGUUUUGUCUUCCUUCGGCCUGGGAGGCUCGGGAUUUGCAACUGCAGCGACUGCAAACGGGCAGCCGUUUUUGUCCACACCGGCAGACACGCCAGGCUUUGACUUGCGGAAGGCCGAGGCAGCCGCCCCGCCGCUUGAGGGAAAAAGUGGAGGUUUGGUCUUCUCGUUGACGAAACCACAGCCAGGCACGAAGCCGGCAGAAAGAGGGCGGGAGGGGGAGCAUCGGGAGGGAAAAACUGAACACGAAAACUCGCAGACACACCACGCGGAUGUGCAUGCAAACAAAAAUGCAGCAUCCCAGGGCAGCGGCGCGGCGCUGGAGGAGACCAUGAGCCGGAAAACUGCGGAUCUUUUGCGGCCUGAAGAAGAGCCUCAGACCACCGCGAUUCCAGCGAGAACACCUGACAUGGUAGCUACUUCAUCGACUGGGACUUCUUCCCCUCCAGGCUUCGAACCCCUAGCGGAGACCGCGGAUGCCUCGGAGUCUCGAAAAUCUCCCGAUUCGCCGCCGGAGGCGCUCCGCGCUCCACGCACCGCUUUCGCAGGACUCACGCAGAGUAACGACACUGCCGCCGCCGCUCCUUCGCCGCUUCUACCGCCUUCUCGCAGUCUCUUCAGGGCCUUCGCGCGACUUGUUCGCUCGCCAAAGUGCGCAGUGCUGCCAGGCAGUAGCGGCGCGAUUUCGUUUUGCCCGCGGCCGCGCCGCGAGGGCCUUCCAGAUACUCGCGAUCGACUGAAGGGCGCCAACGCAGGCGACGCCAAAGAAAUUCCCUCCAGGUGCGUCCAGCACACGGCACAAAAACCGAGCUCCGCGUUUCGUUCGCGAGGUUCUCAGUACUCCACCGUCCGCCUCCCGUCGCUUCGCACUUUUCUCGAGGUUCGAAUCGCUUUUUUCCUUCUGACUCCGUUCUUCUCCAGCCGUCUUGCGGGCUGGCGCGUGAUGUCGCGCCUCUCGCAGGCCUCGAAAAAUGCGCCUUCUCUGCUGCCCCUGUCUCCGCAUCCUCAACCUCCGCGAGGGGGCUGCUCUCUUCUCGAGCGCGCUCCCUCCAUGCGCCUGCGCGCCCUUCUUUCCCUGUCGCUUUCUCGCCUUUCUCGCAGCAUCUUGUCCCUCCUCGGCUUCUCGCGUCUGGAGUCGACCGUCGACGAAGCGCUCCCCGCGCCAUCCGAGGAUGCCGCGGGCGCGGGUCUGCGGCGAGACUCUGCGAGGCCUCUCGCGACCAAUGCCCGACAAGGUCGCUUUUUGUCGCUGGAGCUUCCGCCGCCGUCCAACGCGUACAGCCCGGAGGCUUGCGGCGACGGCAAGGGCAUCGCGGGAGAGGAAGGCGAGACAUUUCUGGACUUUCAAACUGCCAACGAUACAGGGCCUCGAACGCGCGCCCGCGACCCUCGCGCAUGCGGCGCCACUCCGCGCACGCCGAGGGCGAGCGAGGAGCUCACGCAGCCGGUCAUUUUCUUCGAGAGACUCGCCUUCUUCAUUCCAGUCACGGAGAAGCAGCCUGCCCCCGACGAGGCCGCGCGGAGCUACGUCGUGGAGCUCAAAGCGAAGCUCGACCGCCCGCUGUCUCGAGAUCUCCCCGAUGCCUUUCGCAUGGAGCUGACCUGCGGGAGCGGGAGCGGCGAAGCGCCGCCUGAGGACGGCGCGGACGCGUGGACGGCCGCGUCUCUCAGCAUCGGCAGAAUCCUGCGCGAGGAAACCGGUCGCAGACGCGGCACGCAGGGCUUCGAAGUCCGCUGCCGCCUCACUGCGCGCCGCGCGUCGCCGAGCGCGCAGCCGCUCAACAUCUGGGGCGAAGACGACGAUUUACCUCAGCUCGUGCCUGGAAACAUCCUCACCGUCGUUGUAGGCGGCCGGCAGUGCCCCCCGGGCCUGCUGGAGGCCGCGGACGGUGCCGGCGCCUGCGUGCCCUGCGACCCGAAAGGAGACUGCCACUCUUUAGGGACGAAGUGGAGCAAUUUCCAGGGGGAAGGCGACUCUGCCGAGACGGGCGACGAGCGGUUUUCGCGCCUCCUCAAGGUCGCCGCGGAGUACGAACCCGUGAGCGGGACUCUGUGGGGUGACCCGUUUCCGCUGCGAGGCCCGCUGUGCGCGGUGGGGACGUAUAUGUCUGGCAGAGCGGCACCGUACUGCCGGAUCUCCUGCAAGUUGCUGUAUCGCCAAGACACCAAACCCGCGCCGAGUAUGCAGUUCCCCGGGCUGUUUCUGAUUGAGGACGAGCCGACAGACACGAUGGAUCUGCACCUCGAGCUGCAGGAGUUGGCGCUCUUCCGCUGCGGCGAAGGGUCCUUCACUUGGCCCUCGCUCGCCGCGUGCUUCCCCGCCCUCCAGGGCUUCGAAGUCCGGCGCGUGGAUGACUUCGAGGCCGCGUCGCAGAUGCCGCCGGCCGACUACUUGCGCAUGACUUUUGAGUACGCCUACACUGACUGCGACGCAGGCUGGAACAACACGUACCCGGCAGACCCUGCAAAUGCAUGCAAGCCAUUCUCGCAGUACGCAGGCAUAGUGCAGAUGACCGGCACCUGGUCAGUCCCCGUGGACUACUCCUGCGCCGAGGGCUCCAUUUCCCGCAAGGACUUCUUCCACUCCCCGCGCUGCUACCCGGUCCCCAUGAACCGGGCGGCCGCUGGGGCCAAAGACCCCGCGGUCACCGAGCCCGUCAUCUGCGAGAGCGAAGGCCGCUUCCGACCGCCAGGGAUGAAGGGACAGGAAUGCCUGGCGUUCGUCGGCGGCGCCUACGCUGCGAGCACAGGCACGCACAUGUACCUGCGCGACAUGCCGGGAAAACCCUUCCAUCGAGGGCCUUCUGCGAGCGGCCCAGCGCGACUCUGCGACACCUACCGACUCGAGUGCUCACCUCACGGCGACUUCCCGGUCCUCGACUUCUACGCGAACCUCUUUGCGAAACAGCCCACGACCGCCCACGCCGGUCACUUCCAACCCGCCGGAGUCGACCGGGAUCCCGCGGGUCAGCCCCCGUGCCCGCUGGGGGCCAACUGCCCCGCAGCGGAAAUCCAGAACGGACACCCGCGAAUUCCGCUGCCCUACUCGCUGACCGCGACAGGCCCGAUUCGCAGUCGAAGAGGAAAGAGUGCGAGAGAGGAACUGCCUCUGGGGCGUGGGGUCGAUCUCUCAGACCCCGAGACCCUGACAGACGUCUGGAUCUACAAACCGGGCGCGGAGGCUCCUGAAUACUGCUGCCAUGGCUGCCACUGCGAGACGACCAACGAGUCCGUGCAUCUGCACCGGGUGCCUGCGGGGACCUUUCGUGGGCGGCGCAUGGCGAGCGGGCAGAUGCCGACUUACCACGCGUGUUCGCCUGGGCACUUUUGCCCCGCGGCUGCGGUUUUCGAGACCCCUUGCCCCAAGCGGACAUACCAGCCUGCGUCGGGGCAAGGCGCCUGCCUGCCCAUCCCGCCGGGGUUCGCGGGGACCGGCUUGGGCUCCGUCACGCCCGUGGCCUGUCCCCAGGGCCACUUCUGCUCUCAGGAGCCCAAGAGGCCCGAAGUGUCUCCGUGCCCCGCGGGGACGAUCAACGAGGGGGCGGCUGGCGAGUCCGCCGAGACCGCCUGUCAGCCGUGCCCGGGGGGGUACACAUGCCCCAAGGGCACCGGCGGGCGCAAUAGGCCAGGGUACUGCCCCCUGGGGUUUUACUGCGAAGCGGGAAAGGCGACACCGACCCCCUGCCCAGAAGGUACUUACGCGCCCUACUCGGUGCCGACUCCGCAGAUGACGAGGGUAGGCAAAUGCCGGCGGUGCCCCGAAGGAAAAAACUGUCCCCCCGGCAGCAGCCUGAAGGACGUGCUGGCGACGGGAAUCUGCCCGCCUGGGGCCUACUGCCCCGGGGGCGACCCCGCGCGGGCCCAGAAGUGCCCCAUCGGCACGUACGGCGUCACGCCCGGCAACCAAGAGCCCGCCGACUGUCUGCCCUGCGACGCAGGCAAGUACUGCCCUGUGACAGGCCCAGAUGACCCCGAGCUGCCCACGAAGGCGUUGGACUGCCCAGAAGGCUCGUUCAGCACCAACCUCGGCGUCGUGGGCGACUCCAGCCGCAUUCUCGCCAGCGAGUGGGGCUUCGAACCAGGCUUCCACUUGGCGUUCACGACUGCUGGAGGGGGUCUCUGCCGCGCAGAGACCGAAGAGCUUUCCACCAUCGCGAACGUGCGCGAGGCCGACGGGCGCGGGCUGCCCGCUGACAGCCUCGCGUACUUGGUCGGGGGAGACAACCUCUUUUGGGUCGUCUCAGAGGAAGGGCGAGCGGCCUUUUCUGGCGACAACAUGUACAGCUUCAAGCCAAUCAACCUCCCGAGCGGCGCCAGGCUCCUUGGAUAUGUCAACGGCAGACUCUGGGCAGGGCAUCCUUCCGAGCGCGGACUGACUGUUUCGCUCGAUCACGGCCGCUCUUUCGCGCGGGUGCUGCCUGAGCGGCUGUCCUCUGCGGUGGUGUUCGCGGCAGACCCCGGGGGCGGCACGCUGUGCGUGGCUGACGCGUACGGCGCCGUACAUUGCAGCACAGACAACUUCGCCUCGCUGAAGGCCUCCUCGGGAGCCCCGGUGGGGAGCGGCGCCGUGAGAGCCCUCGCCAUUCUGCGCGGCGGCCGGCGCGUCCUGGUCGCAGUCGAGGGCAGCCUCUACAAAAGCAGCGACUGGGGAGCGACCUUCAGGCACGUGGCGACAGUCGACACCGCGUUCGUAGCCAUCGCAGAGACGCGGCUCGGCGAGGAGGUCUUCGCCGUCUCGCAGAGCGCUGUGCUCAAGUCAGAGAACCGCGGCUCUUCGUUCCUCGUCAUCGCAGACCCGCGGAGCUUUCCUGACGCGUUCUUGCCCAUUGCGAGUCUCGGCGUCUUCGAAACAGCCGCAGAUGGACAGCGCAAACUCAUCCUGCGCGGAGAGGGCAAGCGACUCUUCAUGCGAAGCGACGACGGCGCCGUCUGGGAGCAGCUGCCGAGACUCCCUGACGGCCCCUGCCGCGCCUUCCCCGCGACGAGCGCCUUUGUCGCGAGCCACAGAGCCCCGCCAGCCAUCGAAGGCACCUCGGGCCAGUGCAUUCGCGGCAGCCUGCCGGGGGAGACGACGACGCUGCUGAGCCAGCCAGGGGAGAUGAUUGAGAACAGCAUCGUGGUGCCUUGCAAAGCGGGUCACUACUGCCCCUCUGCAUGCGACGAGAAAAACCAAGUCGUCUUGCCUUGCCCCCCGGGACGCUCUGCGAGUCUGGCGUCGAUCGAGAGCCCAGUCUGGGCUCGCAUCCGUGCCCUCGAGGACACUACUGCCCCGAGGCAACUGCGGCCCCGAUUAAGUGCGGAAAGGGCACUUACAACUCGCAGCUUCACCAGGCAACUCCAGAGGCCUGCAUUCCGUCGCCAGCGGGUUACUUCAUCGACGUGGAAGGCGCUGCGGAGCCGAGCAAGAAGUGCCCCGUCCACCGAUACUGCCCGCAGGGGACGCGCGACGAGGGGGUCGCUUGCCCCCGGGGACUUCCCGCGCUUCUGUCGUCUUCUUGUGCAUUUCAAUUCACAUGGCCUCAGGCGCUUCACCGGCGGCGCGUCUGUCGCGGACUGCUUUCCCUGCCCCGCGGGGUACUUUUGCCCGGGUGUCUCCAGCGGGGGCAGCUUGGCGCCCGUCGAGUGCACGGUUGGGCACUACUGCCCCGCGGGAUCGGCAGGCCCGACGAAGUGUCCCCCGGGGACGAUGAACCUCAGCAAGAGGGUACCUUCGGUCGAGGAAUGUGAACUCUGCCCAAGAGGAAGUUAUUGCUCCGGCACGAGCGCGCUGGUCGUCACGGGGAGCUGCGACGCAGGCUUCCUCUGCGUCGGCGGCGCCACAGACCCCAGACCAAACGACGGGGUCACAGGGUCCCCGUGCCCCGCAGGAGGGUACUGCCCCGUUGGGACGCUGGUUGUUCAGCCUUGCCCGGCAGGGAGGUACAACCCGACUGAAGGCGCGGAGAGCGAGGCCGCCUGUCAGCCUUGCCCCGAGGGGUUCUUCUGUCUCGGCAGCGGGAACAGCGCUCCCGACGGAGUCUGCAGCCCCGGGUACUACUGCCCCGAGGGAUCUUCGAGAGCCACACAGAAGAAAGCAGAAGUGGGCUACUAUGCGGAGGCUGGAGCGGCUGUGCAAACGCCAUGCGAGCCGGGAACCUACGCCCCCGAGCCCGGCAUGGCCAGCUGUCUCGCGUGCCCCGCUGGGACACUGUGCGCAGAUGCGCAGAUGUCCGGGCCGGCCGAGUGCCCCCAGGGCUCCUUUUGCCUGGCGGGGGUCUCGAAGGGGUCUCCGUGCCCAGCGGGGACUUUUGGCCCGCGCGCGGGGCUCCGGGCCUGGACCGAGUGCAAGGUGUGCCCGCCGGGGCAGUUCUGCGGGGCCGCGGGCCUCACGCGGGCCAGCGGCCCCUGCGCGGGGGGCUACUACUGCGUGCAGGCCGCGACGUCGGCGGCGCCAGCCCUCGCGAUCGGGGACUCGCUCGUCGAGGAAGUCAGCGGCCCCUGUCCCGCGGGUUUCUUCUGCCGCGCCGGCGCAAUCACUCCGACGCCCUGCCCCCAGGGGACUUUCAACAGAAACGAAAAAUCAGACAGCGACGCGGCCUGCAUCCAGUGCACUGCCGGCUUCUUCUGCGACCGACCGGGGCUCGCGGAACCCGCUGGGCGCUGCCCCGAGGGCUACGCCUGUCCGCUGGGCAGCCGCGUGGCGCGGGAGCCUUCUCGCCUGUGCCCCAAGGGGUUCUUCUGCCCCGAAGGAGCCGCCGAGGCCCAGCCCUGUCCGGCGGGCACCUAUGCAGACGUGGCGGGGUCGCCCGCGUGCCAGCCCUGUCCCAGCGGCUUCCUGUGCUCUGCCGAGUCUGCUGAUUUCUCCACGCCGUGCCCUGAAGGCCACUACUGCCCAAGGCAGUCAACAGACGCUCUGGAGUGCCCCGCGGGGACUGUGGGACCGGGCACGAAGGCCCCCAACUCCUCGGCGUGUCUUCAAUGCCCUCCCGGCGCUUACUGUGAAACCCCCGGCCGCGCGACCCCGACAGCGGUCUGCCCUGCAGGGGCUUUCUGCGCGGGCGGAGUGACGUCAGCGGGCGAGGCAGUCGAGUGCCCAGCAGGGGCCUACUGCCCCCAGGGGACUGCAGUCCCCAUUGCGUGUCCGCGGGGGCAGUUCUGCCAGGGGCCCGGGCGGGACAAGCCGUCGGGGACCUGCCAGGCGGCCUCGUACUGCCCCGCGGGCACGCAGACCCCCGAGGGUCUCGCCUGCCCGCGGGGCAGCUUCUGUCUUGGCCAGUCGGACCCCGUGCCGUGCCCGCCAGGGACCUACAGCGACGUCGAGGGUCUCUCUGCUGAAGACCAAUGCAAAAAGUGCCCGCCGGGCUCGUACUGUUCGUCGCCGGGGCUUGCCGCGCCGAGCGGGCUCUGCGCCGGCGGCUACUUUUGCGAGGAGGGGGCCGCCGACCCGCGCCCAGUCGCCCAAGUCUGCCCUCCGGGCCACAUGUGCCCCCAGGGGGUCACAGAACCCGCGCCAUGCCCUGUCAACACUUGGCAGCCUCUGAAGGGCCAGACGGAGUGUCAAGUGUGUCCUGCGGGAUUUCUUUGUGACGCGCAAGGCGCGCGACCCUGCGAUGAGGGCAGCUACUGCGACGGCGUCGACGGCACGAAGAAGGACUGUCCAGAGGGAACCUUUCAGCCGCUGCCUGGGCAGACGUCGGAGCUGAGCUGCUUGCCCUGCAAGCACGGCUUCAUCUGCGAGACACCCGCCUUGACACGGCCCACCGACCAGUGCCCCGCGGGUCACUUCUGCCGGGGGGCACAGCGGACAGCCUGCCCCGAGGGGUUCUUCUGCCCCGAGGGGACCGAAAAGCCCUUCCCCUGCCCCCCGGGGCAGUUCUGCGCAGGCACGGGGCUGGCGAAGCCCAGUGGGCCCUGCGCGGCGGGCCACUACUGCGCGCGCGAGGCGACGGAGAGGAACCCGAGCGGAGACCUAGACAUCGAGUUCUGCUUCAGCGCACUGACCUCCGGCGAAUGCCCCGUGGGCUACUACUGCCCCGAAGGCGUCUUGUUUCCCGUCAGAUGCCCGCCGGGGACCUUCUCCGAUGCGCCGGGGAAGGGCGAGCUCGCCGACUGUCGUCCCUGCACGGAAGGCUUCUACUGCGGCGGCUUUGCCCUAACCGGGGUCUCGGGCCCCUGCCUGCCGGGCUCCUACUGCCCCGCGGGCCAGCGAACCUCGUAUGGCGUGCCUUGCCCGAGGGGUCACAUGUGCCCCGCCCAAGCUGCGGCGCCCACUGCGUGUCCUGAAGGGGAGUAUCAGCCGGCGGAGGGUCAGGCGAAGUGCCUCCCUUGUGUGCCAGGCUUCAAGUGCCCCGAGAGGAGCUUCGAGGUUCAGGCCUGCCUUGCGGGUCACUUCUGUGCGCAAGGCGUCGCCGUUAAAUGUCCCGCAGGGACCUACAGUGCGGCAAUCGGCAUCUGGGAGCCUUCUCAGUGCAAGCCCUGUCCCCCAGGAAAGAUUUGUUCGGCCGCAGGCGCAGAGGAUCUUCAGGGCGCCACCGACUGCCCCGAGGGCCACUACUGCCGUCUCGGGGCCUCCGAGGUCCCCUCCCAAGACCCUACAACGUGUGGACCCGACCCCACGGCGUGCCUGCCUGGGGCCAAGUGCCCUGCAGGGUACUACUGCCCCACAGGUAGUUCGGGCCCGAUUCCCUGUCCCCAAGGGACAACUGGUUCUCCGCAGGGGUCCACAGCCCCUUCCCAGUGCAUUCAAUGCCCGGCGGGGUCCUACUGCAGCAAGGCAGGGGCCUCUGGCGAACCGUGUGACCCCGGGUUCUUUUGCGUUCCUGGCAGCACCGAGGCGCGACCAGUGACGGGGGUCUGCCCAAAAGGGAAGUACUGCGAGCAGGGUUCGGCCGAGGGGACCGACUGCCCCCCAGGGACGUACGCGGACGUCGAGGGCCUCGCUGCCUGCCGUCAGUGCCCUCCAGGCUUCGUUUGCGCGAUGCCGGGCCUGACGGAGGGCGACAAGACUCCCUGUCCCGUAGGGCAUUACUGCGAGCAGGGGACCCACACGCCCGAAAAGUGCCCGUCGGGGACCUUCUCCUCCGCGACGCAUGCAACAGAUGUCUCGUGGUGCAGCCCCUGCUCGCCGGGGCACUUCUGCGACGACGCGGGCCUUCAGACCCCCAAGGGCGAGUGCGAGGCCGGGUACUUCUGCCUCCAGGGUGCGAUGGAAGCCAGGCCGCCGUCAGCAGACCCGCCUGGCUGGAACGGCGAGUGCCCGCCGGGCUACUACUGCCCCGCAGGGUCCUCGGCGCCCAAAGCCUGUCCCCCGGGGACGUACAGCGACACGCCGUUGGGUACUGACGCGGAUGCGUGCCAGCCUUGUCCGGAGGGGCGCUUCUGCGGGAAAUACGGCCUGGUUGACCCCGAGGGUGUCUGCGACGACGGGUUCUACUGCGGGGCGGGUCAGACCUCUAAGCGGCCCGUAGGGACCGCCACCGGGGGCAUGUGCCCCCCGGGUCACUUCUGCACCGAGGGUGUGAAGGCUGCUUGUCCCGAGCACUCCUACAUGGAUGAGAAGGGCGCGAGUAGUUGCAAACCGUGCCCCGAGGGGCACUUUUGCAAGGCCUCGGCGGUCGCUCCGCAGCGGUGCCCAGCGACUUUCUUCUGCGAGACGGGGCGGGGCAAGAAAGUUUGCCCGGAUGGGUCCUAUUCGGUGUCGGCGGGCUUGAGCGCAGCCUCGCAGUGUCUCGAGUGCCCGCCGACAAAGUACUGCGCCCAGGGCAAGAUCCAGGCUCUCUGCAAGGAAGGCUUCAUCUGUCUCCUCGGCGUGGGCCCGACAGACUCUCCCCCGGGGACCGCCGCGCACGACGGGCCUCUGCCCCAGUACGCGGUGCAGCUCGGCGAGCCCUGCCCCGUCGGGGUCUACUGCCCCGCCGGAACUGCGGAGCCGCUGCGGUGCCCCCCGGCUCCACGACGACGCGCACGGGCGCGACGUCGGUCUCCGAGUGUGUGCGGUGCCGAGCUGGCUUCUACUGCGCCUCCGUGA